GAGGCAGCGCCAUGGGGUCCGCGCUGCGCAGCGAGGCGGCGGCCGUUGCCCCCCAGCCCCCGCGGUGCCCGGGCGGAGCUGCCGAGUCGCCGCCGUCGCCGUCCUUCGACUGCUCCAUCUGCCUGGAGGUGCUGCACCAGCCCGUGCGGACCCAGUGCGGACACGUGUUCUGUCACUCCUGUAUUGCAGCAAGCUUAAGGAAUAAUGCAUGGACAUGUCCUUAUUGCCGGACUUAUCUUCCUUCCAAAGGCAUUCCAGCUACUGAUAUUGCCAAGAAGAUGAAAAGCGUAUUUCAAAAUUGCACAGAGUGUGAAACACAGGUAUGUCUGAGUGAAAUGAGAGCUCAUUUGAGGACUUGUGAACAAUAUAUAGAAAAAUAUGGACCUUUGCAAGAGCUUGGAGACACAGGAACAAGGUAUGCUUGUCCAUUUUGCCAGUGUGAACUGGAUGAAGAUGAUUUAAUGGACCAUUGUCUGACUUACCACAGAUCAGAAAGAAGAGCAGUGUACUGUCCAAUUUGUCGUUUAAUACCUGGUAGAGAUCCAGGCUAUUUCAGCAGGAAUUUUAUAAGGCAUCUUCAACUCAGACACACAUUCUAUUAUGAAGACUACAUAGACAUAAACAUAGUAGAAGAAGUUCUUACUGAAAGAGUUUUAGACCGGUCACUUGUAGAAUAUGUACACGCAAAUCACCCAAACAGCACAUAAUUCUACUGAAAAUGAGUUGAUUACUCUGUAAAUUCAAAUUUAUGUUUUACAAUUUAAAGAAGCAUUUUCAACCUGAUUAGGCUUAAUUUUGACUUCCUUAAAUAUAACAUUGUUUUGUUUUUUACAUUAAAUUCUAAUUCCAUUGUCCAGAAACAUAAAAGAAAAGAAAACGGUGCUGGUUUUGAACAGCUAAAAUGCAAUGAUCAUUGGUUGCCUGAGUUCUUCCCAUUAACAAAUGUUUUAUCUUUAAACAAAGAAGGAGCAAUGACUGAAGCUCACAGCACCUUGUGACUGCAUGUUCCAAGAGUAGGCCAGAGUCUCCCGGUUAUUGCUGAUGAUGUUGCAACUCUGGGGACAGACAGCAAACAAGCAGGAGCCAUUUUGGGAUUCCACAGCACUCAACUGAUUGCAAACAAACACAGGGCUGAAUCUUGCAAACAGGUCAAACAAAGUGCAGUGGAUAUCCUCAUGAAUAAACCCACUGACUUGAAUCAAAAUGCCCACAAAAUUAUGCAUUACACUGGUAGCAUUUUAAAGAUCAAGAUGAUAUUUAGCUAAAUCAGUAAGUAAAAAGACAUCUUGGAGAGAGGUAAAAAAGAAUAAUAAAAAAUUACAACAACAACAACAGCUUUUAAAGAGGUUAACAGUGUUUCUUAACUGUAUUCUUUUUAUCAUGUACUGUAAUGCAUCUUAUCUAAUUUUUAUAGGAAGACUAAUAUUUUAUAUGUAAUAUUUAAUAGGCAUUUUCAAUUCUGUACUUGUUGACUGUACAUACAUUAAAAAAAUUAAAGGGUGCAUUUGUAAAUAGAAACAUAUGUGAUGAUUAAAACAGCUUAUAGU
Gavialis gangeticus (Gharial) is the source of this 1547-nucleotide messenger RNA. It is a transcript of the gene RNF125, whose product is annotated as ring finger protein 125. Lineage: Eukaryota; Metazoa; Chordata; Crocodylia; Gavialidae. The coding region runs from base 12 to 707 and encodes 231 amino acids. The record is from RefSeq and is a predicted model, not a curated record. The transcript is spliced from 6 exons. Gene Ontology annotation, biological process: ubiquitin-dependent protein catabolic process; protein polyubiquitination. Gene Ontology annotation, molecular function: ubiquitin protein ligase activity.